UUUGCACUUGUUGCACGCUAAUAAAAAUAAGAAAAAAUAAGUGUGAGUGUGUUCUUGUUUUGAAUUAAUCAAGUCAGAAUACCUGAUAAUUAAAAACUUGAUUUGCAGGCCAAAAGCCCCAGCUGCCGUCCAGUCCAGUCAGUCAGCAAUUAAAAGCCCAACGUGUUUUUUGUUUUUGAGUCAUUUACCCUGUCGAUUUACGAGCAAAUUUUCAGUUUUUGGAUUUUCGUGUUUCGAGUUGAGUUCAGUUGAGUUUAAGCCGUCAAGCUGGCUACACGUAUCAUGUCCGCGGGUCGCGUCGUUGUCUAUGGUGGCAAAGGAGCUUUGGGCUCCGCUUGCGUCGAUCACUUCAAAGCCAAUAACUAUUGGGUCGGCAGCAUUGAUCUAAGUGAAAAUGAGAAGGCCGACUUCAGCGUUGUGGUGCCUCGCGACGUCAGCUGGGAGGAUCAGGAGUCGGCUGUAAUCGGCAAAGUGGGUGAAUCUCUUGCUGGCCAGAAACUCGAUGCAGUCAUCUGCGUGGCAGGCGGCUGGGCAGGUGGAAAUGCCAAGAAAGAUCUGGCCAAGAAUGCGGAUCUGAUGUGGCGCCAGAGCGUUUGGAGCUCCAGCAUUUCAGCUGCACUCGCCGCACAGCAUCUCAAGGAUGGCGGCUUAUUGGCCUUGACUGGUGCUAAGCCUGCGCUGGAGGGCACACCCGGCAUGAUUGGCUAUGGCAUGGCCAAGGCUGCAGUGCAUCAAUUGACACGUUCGCUGGCUGGCGAGAAUUCGGGUUUGCCCUGCGAUUCGCUGGUCGUUUCGAUUCUGCCCGUCACCCUCGACACGCCCAUGAAUCGCAAAUGGAUGCCCAAAGCAGAUUUUGGCACAUGGACACCACUCACCGAGGUCGCUCAGCUCUUCCGCAAAUGGACUCAGGCCGAGGAUCGGCCCAAGAAUGGUUCGCUUCUGCAGCUCAUCACAAAGGAUGGCGUCACGCAACUGGUAGCAGCGAAUUAGGCAACGACAAACGCAUUUCUUGAUAAGGACAACAACGACGGAAAAAUCCACACAAUAUACAUCAAUGCAUAUAUACUUAUAAAUAAAUAAAUAUAUAUAUAUAAAUAUAUAUUAGCUAGCUUGUCUUUAAAUACACUGUUAAAAACGA
Molecule: messenger RNA, 1138 nt
Organism: Drosophila grimshawi
Lineage: Eukaryota; Metazoa; Arthropoda; Insecta; Diptera; Drosophilidae
Gene: Dhpr
Product: dihydropteridine reductase
Exons: 3
Coding region: 283-990 (235 amino acids)
Biological process (GO): tetrahydrobiopterin biosynthetic process; L-phenylalanine catabolic process
Cellular component (GO): cytoplasm
Molecular function (GO): 6,7-dihydropteridine reductase activity; NADH binding; NADPH binding
Source: RefSeq, a predicted model, not a curated record